AUGUGCCACUUUCAGGUCUCUUCACACUGCUGGUGUGUUCAAUUUUUUGACAUAGGGUGCUGGCAGAUUACGGGCCUCCCAUAGCUGCUGCCAGGCCCCUAAUCUGCCAUGGGCCCCUAUAUACCGCCUCCUCAUGCUGCUGCCAAGUCCAGAGUCUCUCAUGGGUCCCUGUACGGCCUCCCAUUGCUGCUGUCUCCAUCGCCACACUCUGCCAUGUGCCACUUUCAGGUCUCCUCACACUCCUGCUGGUUUCCAUUUUGUCAUAGGUUGCUGUAUGGCCUCCCAUUGCUGCUGCCUCCACCGCCACACUGUGGCUCCAAACACUGGUUUUGGCCCCGUGACUGGCCAAAUGAGUGAAGUGUGCGGUGAUUCUAAGAUCGACGGCACUCAUCUGCAUGUCAUACUG
This is a messenger RNA of Staurois parvus, 406 nucleotides long. NCBI's taxonomy places the organism in Eukaryota, Metazoa, Chordata, Amphibia, Anura, Ranidae. The record is from the annotation of a GenBank genome assembly.